Molecule: messenger RNA, 1272 nt
Organism: Pediculus humanus corporis (human body louse)
Lineage: Eukaryota; Metazoa; Arthropoda; Insecta; Psocodea; Pediculidae
Product: Bystin, putative
Exons: 8
Coding region: 1-1272 (423 amino acids)
Biological process (GO): rRNA processing
Cellular component (GO): cytoplasm; nucleolus; preribosome, small subunit precursor
Molecular function (GO): snoRNA binding
Source: RefSeq, a predicted model, not a curated record
AUGGGAAGAGCAAAAAAGUUAAAAGUACUAAAAAAAAAUAAAAAUAUUGCCUUAGCUGAUCAAAUUGAAAAUGAUAAUAACGCUAAGCAAACUGGAAGGGUUAAAGUAAAGAGACGGAGAGAUGAAGAUGAUACGUUCAUUGAUUCUCAACUUUCGAAAAAAAUUAUCAAUCAAGCUAGAUUACAACAGAAUGAAGUGGAAUGUGAAGAAGAUGGAUUUAGUAGUCAUUUAAAACCCAAAACAAUCAAAUUAAGUAACGAUUCUGAGGAAUCGGACAAUGAUGAAAAAGAAUAUGACGAGGAUUUUACUGUAGAUUAUGAAAUUAACGAAGAAGAUGAGAAAGCUUUGGAAAAAUUUAUGAAUAAAAACCCAGAGCCUAGGAAAACAUUAGCUGAUAUCAUCACAGAAAAACUCACUGAGAAAAAAACAGAAAUAAAGACUCAAUUUUCUGAUUUAGAAUCAGUUCAAUCAUUAUCUGAAAUUAAUCCUAAAGUUAAGGAAUUGUACAAAGGUGUUAAAGAUGUAUUGUCGAAAUAUAGAAGUGGUAAAUUACCGAAAGCUUUUAAAAUGAUUCCUCAUUUAAGAAAUUGGGAAGAAAUAUUAUAUAUAACAGAACCUGAUAAAUGGACAGCAGCUGCUAUGUGUCAAGCAACAAGAAUAUUUGCUAGUAAUUUAAAUGAAAAAAUGGCUCAAAGGUUUUACAAUUUGGUUUUGUAUCCUAGAAUUAGGGAUGAUAUAGCAGAAUACAAAAGAUUAAAUUUUCAUUUAUAUCAAGCUCUUCGCAAAGCCUUAUUUAAACCUGCUGCUUUUAUGAAAGGAAUAAUUUUACCAUUAUGUCAGAGUGGUACUUGCACUUUGCGUGAAGCAAUCAUACUGGGAUCUAUAAUUGCUAAAAAUUCAAUACCUGUUCUUCAUUCUGCUAGUGCAAUGCUUCUCAUUGCUGAAAUGGAUUAUACUGGUGCAAAUAGUAUAUUUCUUAGGAUUUUUUUCGAUAAAAAAUAUGCUUUGCCCUAUAGGGUAGUUGAUGCAGUGGUAGCACAUUUUUUAAGAUUUCAAAGGGAUAAAAGAGAAUUGCCUACGUUAUGGCACCAAAGUCUACUAACAUUUGUUCAAAGAUAUAAGGCAGAUAUCAGUACAGAACAGAGAGAAGCAUUACUUUCUUUACUUCGAUAUCAAUCACAUGAGAGGAUAACACCUGAAGUUCGGAGAGAAUUGCAACACGCUCAAUGCAGAGAUUUAGAAGAUCAAAUUCCAAAUACUAACUUUUGUUAA